AUGGCGAGAGAGAUCCCCGGGUUCUACUAUGACCCGGAGAAGAAGAAGUAUUUCAAGAUCCAGGCCAGCCACGCGGCGGCUCCAGGGGCUCAAUACUCGAAAGACUCGGUCAAGCGCAAACGCGCCGACCACGAGGAACGUCGCCGAAAGGUUCAGCAGAUCAAGAGGGAGGCUAAGGAGAAGAUAAGGAGGGCGCAAUCUUUAUCUCACCCUCUUCUUGAUGCGCAACGAGAGAUCGGCGCCUUGCGUUUGCCCACCACUGUGAGACAGGAGCGAAGUGCGCGUGCCUACACCAGCCAGCUUCGCAGGAACCAGCUGCAUCAAUUCGAAGCCUGGCCAGAUGAGUAUAGCAUCAAGCACGUGCUGCGCAACAAGCGCUCGGGGAUCUUGAUUGCUAGUGGUCAUCGCGGCGGUGAAUCGUCCGUGUCGGUGUGCUUCCCGGAUUGCGACCAGAACAAAUGGACUUACAAUCGGACCAUGGAACGUGUUCUAUUCAAGGAACCGUAUAGGCUUUCGUCCAUCUCAUUGAGUCACACAGGAUACCUGCUUUCAACGAUGGACAGCGGUCCCCAGGGCGACUCGUUUCUGGCACCUCGAAUGUUGCCAGACCCAGAUGAAGGCGGCGACUACCGAUGGCCGCCAUCCUUCCUUCAACCAAUACGCAUUCGCACAGCAGCGUCUUUGUGGUGUUCUUCGGCUUGUCCAGUGGGAGACCACCCGCUAUUUGCUGUUGGGGCAUCUGAUGGCUUGUAUACUCUACAAGGAUACGGAGCGUACUGGGCCUUGUCGAAAAAGCCGUUCUCCGACGAUGUGAACGCGGGCAAGCCGAUCCUCAAACGACGCAUUGGUACUUCCCAUGCCCUCGUCACCAGCGUCGAAUGGUUGUCCUCGGAUGUGAUCGCGGCCGGUCUCAAGGACUCCUCUGUUUUCCUGCAUGACCUCCGGAGCGGGGGAACCGCGACACGACUCCAACAUCCACAUGCCGUCACAAAGAUUCGCAGAGUGGACCCUUACCGAAUGGUCGUUGCAGGGAUGAACUCUCUCCAGAUGUACGAUAUCCGCUUUCCGCCCAACGGGCUUCAACCGAAACCGCAACCGACCAGCAAGAAGCAUACUUCCACGCGACCCUAUCUCACUUUCCAAGACUUCAAGCCCCAAGUCAUACCAGACUUCGACAUCAGUUUGGAGCUUGGGCUUCUAGCCAGCGCCACCGACACAGGCAAGAUUCAACUGUUUUCUCUGCGCAACGGGGAACAGGUUACUUCACCCUUGUCAAACUACCAGUAUGCAGACCCCAUCGCCUCCGUCUGCUUUGAAUCCGGCGAUGCACCAUUUCAGGGGCCUCAGACACCAAGCCUACUCGUCUGCGCCCAAGCCACAGUCGAUGAAUGGAUAUGGUAGAAGGAAAAAAUCCAAGUGGGCCUUUGUAUAAAGGUCUAUCUAUGCACCAAACGCCUAUAUGAUGCCUGGGAUAUGAGUGUGAACAAUACAUGAAUCAAAGCAAGUAAAAGAAAGCAAACAACCCAGAAAAAACCCAUCAGAAAAAAAGAAGGGCCCUCCUAAUCCAGACCUCCCGCCAACCAUUCGCCCACCUCUACGCCGACCGUCUUUGCCAACUCCCCAAUCCAGUCCCCUGAAACAUUCACACACCAUUUCUCCCCCGUA
This is a messenger RNA of Aspergillus brunneoviolaceus CBS 621.78, 1665 nucleotides long. RefSeq lists its product as uncharacterized. The record is from RefSeq and is a predicted model, not a curated record. Gene Ontology annotation, molecular function: protein binding. Gene Ontology annotation, cellular component: Cul4-RING E3 ubiquitin ligase complex. The coding region runs from base 1 to 1401 and encodes 466 amino acids. Lineage: Eukaryota; Fungi; Ascomycota; Eurotiomycetes; Eurotiales; Aspergillaceae. The transcript is spliced from 10 exons.